AUGCGUUCCGCCUUCUUGUUGAGUGCCGUCUGCGCCGCCGGUGUCCUGGCCAACCCCGUGGACAAGCGCGCGGUCGUGACUGACGUGACGGUUGUGACCGUCACCGACUAUGUGACCCUCGACACCACCCAGACCACGACCACCACGGAGGUCCCAGUCGUGACCGUGACCGAGACCCCCGUAGCGGCCGAGAACUACGUGACCACGGUUGAUGUUGAUGCCGUGGAUCCCACCUCCACCUCUUCUGCCGCUGCCGUCGUGGUUGAGACGACCACCUCUGCCAUCUCCUCGGCGGAACCUACGUCGACCCCAAUUGUGCUGGAGGUCUCGACCUCCUCGACCUCCACUUCGACUUCUUCGGCUGCUAGCUCGACCCUAGUCACCUCUACCAGCGCUGCCGCCAGCUCUACCGCCACCAGCACCUACCAGGAGGCGGUGCUUUACAACCACAACAUCCACCGCAGCAACCACUCGGCCAACUCUGUGACCUGGUCGUCCAGCCUGGAGGCCAGCGCCCGCGUGCUGGCUGAGACCUGCGUGUAUGAGCACGACACCUCGAUUGACGGUGGCGGCUACGGCCAAAACAUCGGCUACGGUGUGAGCGCGGACAACAUUGGCGAGAUGCUUACCGACCUGAUGUACAAUGACGAGUUCGGCUACUUCGAGGGCCUGUACGGCGAGGCCGACCCCUCCAUGACCUACUUCGACAACUGGGGCCACUUUUCGCAGAUCGUGUGGAAGGCUACCACCGAGGUCGCCUGCGUGACCGUCACCUGCGACACUCUCGGAAAUGUUGACGCCGACGAAGCUCUGCCCUUCACCGUCUGCAACUACUACCCGGCGGGUAACUACGAUGGAGAAUACGCCGACAACGUGGGCGAGCCUCUGGGCCAGCCUUACUACUCCGUCGCUUAA
Messenger RNA from Penicilliopsis zonata CBS 506.65, 915 nucleotides. RefSeq lists its product as hypothetical. NCBI's taxonomy places the organism in Eukaryota, Fungi, Ascomycota, Eurotiomycetes, Eurotiales, Aspergillaceae. The record is from RefSeq and is a predicted model, not a curated record. The transcript has 3 exons. Gene Ontology annotation, cellular component: extracellular region. Bases 1 to 915 code for a protein of 304 amino acids.